This is a messenger RNA of Papaver somniferum (opium poppy), 2408 nucleotides long. Its product is annotated as beta-amylase-like. The record is from RefSeq and is a predicted model, not a curated record. Bases 428 to 2248 code for a protein of 606 amino acids. Gene Ontology annotation, molecular function: beta-amylase activity. Lineage: Eukaryota; Viridiplantae; Streptophyta; Magnoliopsida; Ranunculales; Papaveraceae. Gene Ontology annotation, biological process: polysaccharide catabolic process. The transcript has 8 exons.
GCUAGAUAACCCAAGGAAAAUGGUCAGAGAAUGGCUCCAAAGAAAGGACAAAAACGGAGAAGAUGACUCCCAACAAAAAAAACAAACACAAGAUAGUGAGUUUGGAGUGGACAUUAUUACCUCUCCUCGUCUUUCAUACAAAUGAUGUUUUUUGUUUGUUCCAAAUUCAUCUUCUUUCGUCGACAUUGAAACGAAUCUGAAGAAGUUUUCUGCAAGAAUUUAAACAAACCCAUCAUUCUAAAAGAUCUAAGAAACAGUACAGAAUAGGUAAAAACCAUAUCAGAACAAAAGAAAAUCAUAACAAUAAGAUCAAUUAUUUGUCAAAAUAAUAUACACCACUCGAAUCACCUUUGGAUUAGAUGUUUCUUUGGUGAUCUACAAGACAUACAAUGUUUUAAAUAUCGUUUGUGAUCAGAGAAGAAAACAAAUGUCGGUUCUAAUGACAAACCUAGUACGUUCAAAUUUACCUGGUUGUUGGGAACACCAAAUUGAAUUUCAAAGAUCAAAUUUUUUGACGAAAAAGCCUGGGGUUGAUUUUUCAGAUAUUAAUUCAAGAUCCAGGCACCUGGAGCAGCAAAAUGUGGCUGGUUACUGUCGCAUAAAUUAUUCUUCUAGUAUAUCAAGAACUCAAGCUGUUUCAUCUGAAAUAUCUUCCACAACACCAGAGCUUAAGGUUGAAGAACUAGACAGUUCAAAGGAGAAGAUGCUUGCAAACUAUGUUCCUGUCUUUGUUAUGCUACCUCUGGAUGUGAUUACAGGUGAUAAUGUUUUUGCAAAUGAAAGUAAAAUUGAGAAACAGUUAAAGCAACUAAGAGAAGCAGACGUAGAUGGAGUCAUGGUGGAUGUAUGGUGGGGAAUUGUAGAAGCAAAGGGUCCGAAAGUGUAUGACUGGGGAGCUUACAAGAGCUUAUUUGAACUAGUUAAAAGAUGUGGGUUAAAAUUGCAGGCUAUAAUGUCAUUCCAUCGAUGUGGUGGAAACGUAGGAGACAGUGUAACUAUACCUUUGCCUAAAUGGAUCCUUGAGAUUGGAGAGUCAAACCCUGAUAUCUUCUAUACAGAUCAGUCUGGUAACAGAGACACGGAAUAUCUUACACUUGGUGUUGACAACCUGCCACUGUUUGGAGGACGAACAGCUAUUGAGAUAUAUACUGACUACAUGAAGAGCUUUAGAGAAAACAUGUCGGAUUUGUUGGAGGCCGAACUUUUAUCAGACGUUGAAGUAGGGCUUGGUCCGGCUGGAGAACUCAGAUAUCCAUCCUAUCAAGAAAAUCUGGGCUGGAAGUUCCCAGGAAUUGGACAAUUCCAGUGUUACGACAAAUAUCUCAAAGCAGAAUUUAAGGAAGCUGCAACAUUAGCGGGCCACCCUGAAUGGGAAUUGCCAGAUGAUGGGGGAAAGUAUAAUGACAAACCUGGAGACACAGGAUUCUUCAGACCGAAUGGGUCUUAUCAAAAUGAGAAAGGAAAGUUCUUUCUAACAUGGUACUCAAAUAAGUUACUAAGCCAUGGUGAUCAGAUCCUUGAUGAAGCUAAUCAAGUCUUCCUUGGAUGCAAAGUCAAGCUUGCUGCAAAGGUUUCUGGAAUUCAUUGGUGGUAUAAGGAUGAGAGUCAUGCAACUGAGCUUACUUCAGGAUACUACAACUUGAAUGACAGGGAAGGUUACAGACCCAUAGCAAGAAUCCUCUCGAGGCAUUACGCAAUUUUGAAUUUCACUUGUCUUGAGAUGAGAAACUCGGAACAAAGUAGAGCUGCUAAGUGUGCACCUGCAGAUCUUGUUCAGCAGGUGCUUUCUGCAGGCUGGAGAGAGAACAUAGAAGUUGCGGGUGAAAAUGCCCUCCCAAGAUACGAUAAGAUGGCCUAUAAUCAGAUGCUAAAGAAUGCAAGGCCGAACGGUGUCAACGGAGAUGGCCAGCCGAAACUACGAAUGUCUGGGAUUACCUACCUUCGUUUAUCAGAUAAACUACUACAGCAAGAAAACUUCAAGAUAUUCAAAAAAUUUGUGAAGAAAAUGCAUGUUGAUCAGGAAUUCUGUCCAGUGCCAACAAAAUACUACUACCCUAUAGUUCCACUUGAAAGAUCUAAACCAAAAUUUUCAGUCGAAGAACUACUGGAAGCAACAGAACCAGUGAAACCAUUCCCAUUUGAUGCAGAAACUGAUAUAGGCAUAGAUGAUGAAGAUGGUACUGCUGGUGGGUUGGCAGAUUUCUUAGGAAAGUUGAUAAAUAAGUUUAUUUCAAUAUUUAAGAGGUGAACGGACAAACAAAAAAGAGAUCAAAUAUUCAAAAUAAUACUGUAGUAUAUGUUGAAGUGAGAUCUUGGCUUCUACUACGAUGAUGAAUGUACUACGAAAUCAUAUGAAAUAUGUAUACUAUAUAAAAACAUAUUAAUAAAGAGAUUGCAAUCACCAUCCA